AUGAUGAAAGUCUCGCAGAGUCAUCAGAAAAGUUACCAUGACAAGAAGAGGAAAGACCUUGAGUUCCAGGAGGGAGAUCACGUGUUUUUUAGAGUUACGCAUGUAACUAGUGUUAGUCGAGCUUUGAAGUCUCAAAAGCUCACAUCGCGUUUUGUUGGUCGGUACCAGAUUUUACAGAGGAUAGGAAAGGUGGCCUAUCGGAUUGCUUUGCCGCCGCCGCUUGCUAAUCUUCAUGAUGUGUUUCAUGUGUCUCAGUUGAGGAGAUAUGUUUCGGAUCUAUCUCAUAUGAUCCAAGUCGAUGAUGUGCAUGUGGGAGAUAAUCUUAUUGUUGAUGUAUCACCCAUGCGGAUACAGGAUUGGGAAGUGAAGCAGAUGCAUGGUAAAGAGAUUGCCUUAGUAAAGGUAGUUUGGGGUGGACGAGCUGGUGGGAGCAUGAAUUGGGAGCGUGAGAAGCAGCUGAGGAAGUCGUACCCGACUCUAUUUUCCUCAUGUUGGGGUUUGAAGUAUUAG
Molecule: messenger RNA, 510 nt
Organism: Lathyrus oleraceus (garden pea)
Lineage: Eukaryota; Viridiplantae; Streptophyta; Magnoliopsida; Fabales; Fabaceae
Exons: 2
Coding region: 1-510 (169 amino acids)
Source: RefSeq, a predicted model, not a curated record